AUGGCUGGGAACGUGGACGCGGCGAAAGUGAAUAUGCCUGCAGAGAAAGAGGCAGCGAAGAUAGGUAAGAGCGUUGCUGGCGAUUCGACUGCCGAAGCUAACGCUGCGCCCGCUAACUCUGUCAAGGACACUCUAAAAGCAGACGAUCAGCUUGCAAACGGCGGGGAAGUUGUGAAAGAGGGGAUGGCUGCCGGGGGCGGGAAUAAUGCAGGGGAGCCGCAAGCAAAUGGCGAGAAUGUUGUAAUCGCGGACGCUGAGAAAAUGGAACCCGUUAAAGCGGAAGCGACUAAGCCGGAAGCCGCUAAGGCAGAAGCGGGAGCAGAGGCGAAGAACGAUGCGGAAAAAACGGAAACUGAGAAAGCAAAGGCGGAAGAGAAGGCGGAAGCAAAAGCGGAAGAGAAGGAGGAAGCGAAGGCAAAACUUAAGGCGGAAGCAAAGGCGGAAGAGAAGGAGGAAGCAAAGGCGGAAGCAAAGGCGGAAGAGAAGGAGGAAGCAAAGGCGGAAGCAAAGGCGGAAGAGAAGGGGGACGCGAAGGCGGAAGAGAAAACUGAAGCAAAGGGGGGAGAAAAGGAGGAAGCAAAGGCGGAAGAAAAGGCUGAAACGAAGGCGGAAGAUAAGGCAGAAGCGAAGGCGGAAGAGGAGGCGGAAGCAAAGUCAGCAGAAAAUGGGGGCGCGGAAAAGGCGGAAGUUGGGAAGGAAGCUGAUAAGGCCGACACGGGGAAAGAGGAAGCGGAGAAGGCGGCGGUGAAGCCAGAAACGGGGAAGGCUGAUGUGGAGAUGGCGGAAGCGGAGAAGGCGGCGGUGAAGCCAGAAACGGGGAAGGCUGAUGUGGCGAUGGCGGAAGCGGAGAAGGCGGAUGCGGGGAAGGCGGAAGCGCCGAAGGCGGAAGCGGGAAAGACGCGGAGGUCGCGGAGGUCUCAAGCCGCCAGUGGUGACGCUGAAACCACCAACUCGAAGAAGAGGAAAGCUGAAACCGUCGAAGAGGAUAAUGCCGCGUCGAAGGAAGACGCGGCGCCGCCGGUAAGCGAGGCGCCGCCGACAGGCGAGCUGCCGGAAGGAGAGGGCCCGACGUGCUACUGCGACGCGGCGGAUGGGGAGGAGGGGCGGGAGGUGGAGGAAAAAGCGGAGGGGGAAGCAGCGGCUGAGUCCGCGGGAAAGGCGGCUGAUGGGGAGAAAAAAGAGGGCGAAACGGACGCGGGGGAAGCGAAGGAAGCGGAGAAAAAGGACGGAGACGGGGAGGCGAAGGCAGAGGGGGAGGGGAAGGCGGAGGGGAAGGGGAAGGGGACGCGGAAGCGGUUGGCGGUGGUGCGGACGGUGACGGCGGCGGCGAACGAGAACAAGGGGCUGCGCUACUGGACGUGCGCCAACUACCAGCCGCGCCCCUUCAAGCGCCCCCGCCACGCGCGCAAGGGCGCGCGCCACGCGGCGGCGGAAGGGGACGAGGCGGAGGGGAAGAAGGAUGUCACGCGGUGCAAUUUCUUCAGGUGGCUGGACACCCCGCGUGUGACCAAGGAGGAGAAGGCCGCAGCGGCGAGGGAGAAGCGGCGCAAGCGAGAGCUGGCGCUGCUCGCAUGA
Messenger RNA from Closterium sp. NIES-65, 1575 nucleotides. Lineage: Eukaryota; Viridiplantae; Streptophyta; Zygnematophyceae; Desmidiales; Closteriaceae. The record is from the annotation of a GenBank genome assembly.